AUUCCUAAGGGGGUAUGUCCCCUUGGUAGGUCAAAGUCAGACACCACAAGGGGGGAGCCCCAGAGCACCCACCUCUCCUUGCCUGGGAAACUAGAAGUGGAGCUGGGGAGAAGGAGAAGGAGGUGAAAAGGAUGGGCAGCAAGGAAGAUGUGGGGAAGGGAUGUCCGGCGGCCGGUGGCGUCUCCAGCUUCACCAUCCAAUCCAUUCUGGGCGGGGGCCCCUCCGAGGCACCGCGGGAGCCCACCGGGUGGCCAGCCAGGAAACGCAGCCUGUCUGUGUCCUCGGAGGAGGAGGAGCCGGAGGAAGGCUGGAAGGCUCCUGCUUGCUUCUGCCCAGAUCCGCACGGCCCCAAGGAGCCAAGCCCUAAGCACCACCCUCCCAUACCUUUCCCUUGCCUGGGUACCCCCAAGGGAAGCGGAGGCCCAGGGCCUGCGGCCUCGGAGCGUACUCCCUUCCUUUCUCCUUCUCACUCGGACUUUAAAGAAGAGAAGGAAAGGCUCUUGCCGGCGGGCUCGCCUUCUCCGGGCCCGGAGCGGCCACGGGACGGCGGUGCGGAGCGCCAAGCUGGAGCAGCCAAGAAGAAGACGCGAACCGUCUUCUCCCGCAGCCAAGUGUACCAGCUCGAGUCCACUUUCGACAUGAAACGCUACCUGAGCAGCUCGGAGCGCGCUUGCCUCGCCUCCAGCCUGCAGCUCACCGAGACCCAGGUUAAGACUUGGUUCCAGAAUCGCCGCAACAAGUGGAAGCGGCAGCUCUCCGCCGAGCUGGAGGCGGCCAACAUGGCACACGCGUCGGCGCAGACUCUCGUGGGCAUGCCGCUGGUGUUUCGGGACAGUUCGCUGCUGCGAGUGCCAGUGCCGCGCUCUCUCGCCUUCCCCGCUCCGCUCUAUUACCCCAGCAGCAACCUCUCGGCCUUACCACUCUACAACCUGUACAACAAGCUUGACUACUGACACGCCCGCCGGCUCCCGGGGUGCCCCUGGUCGCCUGCAGCCGCCUGCAUAGCCUGGCGCGGUCGGUAUCCUUCCCAGGGCUCCGGAGCAGAGUGGCGCGUGUCCAGAAAUAUUAAGAAAUACACCAUGUGUAUUCGUUA
Messenger RNA from Arvicanthis niloticus (Nile rat), 1093 nucleotides. It is a transcript of the gene Hmx2, whose product is annotated as H6 family homeobox 2. Gene Ontology annotation, molecular function: RNA polymerase II transcription regulatory region sequence-specific DNA binding; DNA-binding transcription factor activity, RNA polymerase II-specific. Gene Ontology annotation, biological process: regulation of transcription by RNA polymerase II. The record is from RefSeq and is a predicted model, not a curated record. NCBI's taxonomy places the organism in Eukaryota, Metazoa, Chordata, Mammalia, Rodentia, Muridae. Gene Ontology annotation, cellular component: nucleus.